Molecule: messenger RNA, 1263 nt
Organism: Hansenula ciferrii
Lineage: Eukaryota; Fungi; Ascomycota; Saccharomycetes; Phaffomycetales; Wickerhamomycetaceae
Gene: ERG12
Product: mevalonate kinase
Exons: 2
Coding region: 1-1263 (420 amino acids)
Biological process (GO): isoprenoid biosynthetic process; ergosterol biosynthetic process
Cellular component (GO): cytoplasm
Molecular function (GO): ATP binding; mevalonate kinase activity
Source: RefSeq, a predicted model, not a curated record
AUGACACUAAGUCCCCCUUUCAUCGUCUCAGCACCUGGGAAAGUCAUUAUCUUUGGUGAACACGCUGCUGUUUUCGGUAAGCCAGCUAUUGCCGCUGCUGUUUCUCUAAGAACCUAUUUAUUGGUCACUCCAAGUGAUAGUAAAGAUGAAAUAAUAUUAGAUUUCCCAGAUAUUGGAUUAUAUCAAUCUUGGAAAAGUUCAGAAUUACCUUGGGAUGUUGCAGAAAAAUAUCAACAAGGGAAACCUCAACCAACUGAUGAAUUAGUUCCUGAAAUUGUUUCUGAAAUUGCCAAAUUAUUGACUGAUUUGGAUAAAACCAUUUUUUAUGCCGCUGCUAGUUCAUUUUUAUACCUUUAUGUCAACUUGUGUAGUAGACAUUCCGAAGGUUUAAGAUUUACUGUUCGUUCAACUUUACCAAUAGGUGCAGGUUUAGGUUCUUCAGCUUCAAUUUCUGUUUGUUUAACAUCUGCAUUAUCAUUAUUAGGAAAUCAUAUUAAACCUGCUUUUUUGAAAAAAGAUGAUUUAACCUCUGAUAAUGAAGAUUCUUUAUUUAUUGAUUCUUGGGCUUAUAUGGGUGAAAAAUGUAUACAUGGUAAUCCAUCAGGUAUAGAUAAUGCUGUGGCAACUCAUGGUGGUGCUGUGAUGUUUCAAAGAAUGCAAAGUUCCAUACCAAGUGUUCGUACAACAAUGAGAAAUUUUCCACCUUUAAAAUUAUUAUUAACAAAUACAAGACAACCAAGAAGAACAGCUGAAUUAGUUUCAAAUGUUUCAAGAUUAACAAAUGAAUUCCCCAAAACAAGUUCAAAUAUUCUUGAUGCUAUUGAAGCAUUAACUAGAGAAGCUUAUAAUAUAAUGAUUAGACCAUUUUUCGAUGAAGCUGCAAGAAAUAGAUUAAGAGAAUUAUUUCAAAUUAAUCAUGGUUUAUUAAUUGCUCUUGGUGUUAGUCAUCCAACUUUAGAAAGAGCCAGAAUGUUAACCGAUGAAAUGAAUGUUGGUAAAACUAAAUUAACAGGUGCCGGCGGUGGUGGUUGUGCCAUAACUUUAUUAAAUGAUCAAGUUGAAGAUGAAAUAAUGAAGAAUCUGAAAUUGAAAUAUGAAGAAUUAGGUUAUGAAACUUAUGAAACUUCAUUAGGUGGUAAAGGUGUUGGAUUCUUACCUUUUAAUAAUGAUGUUUCUUUCAAUCCAGAAAAUUUUAAACAAAAGACUAGUAAUGAAAUUGAAAUUAGUCUAGGUGCUCAAAAUGAUGGAUGGAAGUUUUGGUAG